Thecamonas trahens ATCC 50062 is the source of this 2044-nucleotide messenger RNA. Its product is annotated as eukaryotic initiation factor. Bases 93 to 1991 code for a protein of 632 amino acids. NCBI's taxonomy places the organism in Eukaryota, Apusomonadida, Apusomonadidae. The record is from RefSeq and is a predicted model, not a curated record. The transcript has 2 exons.
CACCACACCCACCACACCCACCACACCACCACCACCACACCACCACCACCAACACACACACACACACACACACACACACACACACAUACGCCAUGUCCUCGUACUCUGAGUCCCAGCUCAACCGCAUUGAGAACCUCAUUGACAGCAAGCAUCAGAAGGAGGCAGCGUCCCCACCAUCGUCACCGGCACGGGGAGUGGCCAUUGCAGGCUCUGCGCCCAAUGCUGUGUUUUCUCUCUCGGGCACUUCACCAAAGGUGGCCACCGUCAUCUCGGGCAAUGCCAUGGGCGAUCUGCUGCACUCGAAGGAGUCAUCGCUGCCUGGUUGGUCAUCAGAGCAGGAUACCAAUGCUCAGCCUGGUGGCUCCACUUCGUCAGGGACUACCUUCCGCAAGACCGCUCCGAGAGGCUCGUCAAGAGGCCCGCGCAAGCCCUCGGCUCUCUCCGCCGCCCUCGAGGCAGAGGGCAGCGCGCCCCACCCGGUGACCGAUGCUGUUCGCACGCGCUCGCGCUCGCGCUCGACCAGUGCACAGCGCAAGCUCGUCGCCGAUCUGGAUGCUGCAGGCAGUGCCGAGGCCCACAAGGGCGGCAACAAGGGUGGCAACAAGGGCGGCAACAUGGGCGGCAAGGGCGGCAAGGGCGGCAAGGGCGGCAACAAGGGCGGCAAGGGCGGUGACGGCGAGCAGGCCGGCGGCAAGCGCAAGAAGAUGACCAAGGCCGAGCGUCGUGCGCUGCAAGAGGCGCAGCGGGCUGCCAAGGCUGAGCGGCUGGCGGCGGCAGGCAAGGACGGCGGCAAGGGCGGCAAAGGCGGCAAGGGUGGCAAGGGUGGCAAGGGUGGCAAGGGCGGCAAGGGCGGCAAGGGCGGCAAGGGCGGCAAAGACGGCAAGAGCGGCAAGAGCUGCGGUGGCGACAAGGGCGGAGAGGCCGGAACCGGUCGGCUGGCGGCGCAGUUUGCACACCUGGAGCAGUUUGCGGAAAAGUCGUCGUUCUCGCUCGGUGUUGGCUUUGCCGCUGACGACAUUCACCCCGCGGUCCUCAAGGUCGGGCUCAAGAUGGCCAAGGGCGUGCUUGUGGGUCCGAACGAGCGUUGCGUGGCCAUGCUGCGGGCGUUUAUGCGUGUGGUGGAGGACUACGUAGUGCCGGAGAACAAGUCUCUGCAGCGCGAUCUGGAGCCGCACUUUAAGCCGCUCAUCGGGUUCCUCGUCAAGUGCCGGCCGCUCUCACUCUCGAUGGGCAACGCCAUCAACUGGCUCAAGUUGGCAAUCUCGCAGCUGCCGGUCGGCGGGACCGAGCACGCCGUCAAGGAGCUGCUCCUCGACCAGAUGGAGCGCUACAUCCGCGACAAGAUUGUUGUCGCCGUCCGCUCCAUUGCCCAGCUCGGCAACUCGAAGAUCCGCGACCGCGAUGUCAUCCUCACGUACGGCUGGUCGCAGGUUGUCUCGGCAACGCUCAUCGAAGCCGCCGCCGCCGGCAAGUCGUUCCGGGUCAUUGUAGUCGACGCGCGGCCCGAGCUCGAGGGCAAGAUCAUGCUCCGCCGCCUCACCGCGGUCGGCAUCAAGUGCUCGUACGUGCUCAUCAACGCCGUCUCGUACGUCGCCCGCGAGGCCACCAAGGUCUUCCUCGGCGCCGACUCGCUCUUCACCAAUGGCGCCGUCCGCGGUCGCAUCGGCUCGGCACUCAUCGCCUCGGUCGCCGCCACCGCAAACGUCCCGGUCAUCGUCUGCUGCGAGGGCUACAAGUUUUCCAACAAGGUCCACCUCGACGUCUUUGUCAACAACGAGCUCGGCAAUCCCGAGGCGCUCGCAGCCUCGGACUCGGCUACCCCGUCGCCGCUCGCAGACUGGAAGGACAACCCGAACCUGAGCCUGCUCAACCUCCGCUACGACAUCAUUCCCAUGGAGUACGUCUCUCUCAUGAUCACAGAAGUCGGCCUCCUCCCGCCUACCUCGGUCCCGGUCAUCAUCCGCGAGUACCAAGAGCAGGGUGGCCAGUAGCGGGCGAACGCUCUGGCCUCGCGCUCGCCCUUCAAAUGAAAAAAAGCAGCUUG